AUGGCGACGUCUGGUGGUUUGCAACGGGAGAUGGAGGAUGCAGCUAAUUCGAUAGAAUCUCUCCGAGUGAGUGAUUUGAAAGCUAUCUGUAGGAGUAUCUCCUUGGGCGUCACCGGUAGAAAGGUGGAGUUACAAGAUAGAAUUAAACAGUUUAUAAAGCAAUCUAUGGCAAAAGGUCACAUAGAUCCAUGGAGACCUAAAGCAAUAAAAAUAUUAGCGCAGAAGGCAAUAUUAAAUGAAGACUUGCCUCAGUAUGAGCAACUGUGGUUGUCGCUGAGGACAGGUGCUUUUGCACAUCCUGUUGCGACUGGUCACGCUCCGGCGGAAACCUUAGGAAGAGGAGCUACUAACAUAAUGGGUGCGAGUGCAGUACGACCUAGUGAUGUCAAUCCAUAUCAGAUCAGCGCUAGUCAUACUGCUGCGACUCGCAGCACUACUGCUAAGAGUCGGAACCCGAAUUUAAAAGAUCCAUUUACAUGUCGUGCAUCUAUAUUCUACAAGAUAAAGAAGAUGAUACCUGGAUCGGGACUAAGAUUGAAACAACAUAACGGUCGAGAGAGAAAGAUUACCAGUUUCAAACUAAAUGCGUCUGAUUAUGAUUAUAUAAAGCAAAAUCCGAAUCAUAAAGUAUAUUUGUUCUGUGGAUUAUUUGCAUCACUGGAGUCAGGUGGUGAUAAAUCCAUUGAGUUCCCACUCCCGAAUGAGAUAACUAUUAACAACACUGUUCUAAGGGAAAACUUGAAAGGUCUUAAAAAUAAAAAAGGUACUGUUAAACCGGUUGAUAUCACUGAACAUAUUCGUCCUGCUGGUCAGCAUAAUGUGUUGGAGAUAAUAUAUGUUUAUGCAAAGGUGGAUUACUACAUGUAUUGUUGCACUGUAGAAGAGAAGACGCCUGAAUUUCUAAUUGAUUCGAUUAAAGAUAGACAAGUAAUACCAAAACUAGAAACGCUACAGUAUAUUGAUAAAAUGAUGAAUGAUGAAGAUGACGAGUUUGUAACAACAUCUACAAUUAUGAGUCUACAAUGUCCAAUAUCUUAUACAAGGAUGAAACUGCCUGUAAAAACAAGAAAAUGUGAUCAUUUACAAUGCUUCGAUGCUUAUUGGUUUCUACAUUCACAAAAACAAGUACCAACAUGGGAAUGCCCAGUGUGCUCAAAGGAAGUUGAUUUGAAUUCACUUGCAACGUCAGAAUAUGUACUAGAGAUUUUGAAAAACACAGAUGAUGAGGUGGAACAAGUAGAAAUUUCAGCUGAUGGGUCGUGGAAACCAAUUCAAGAGGAAGAAGAAGAUCAUCGACCUCAGUCUGGUGCUGUAGGAAUGAAAAGGUCAGCAAGUGAUAACGAUGAAGAUGAGAAUCUAUUACAUCCAAAAAAGAAACAUACUGAAGAGCCGGUUGUGAUAAGUCUUGACAGUUCUGAUGAAGAGGACCUUCCAUUAAACGAGACAAUUAGAGCAAACUCUACAAGGGAUUCGGAGACUAAUCGGUUACCUAACGAAUCCGUUUCCAGAAGUUCUACAGUAUCUAAUAGCAAUUCUGUUGUAAUGAACGGUGACUCUGUUCUUCCUGGCACAGAGAUAGGACAAACAUCAGGUGAUGAUAGUGCCAGAACUACCACAGGCAAUCAUAUUAAUAGCACGGUUAUUGAAAAUACGACUGUUAGUAAUGGGGAAGACGUAACUGUAACCGCUCUAGCAUCUAACCAACCACAAACUCCUGUGUCAGAGCCUCCUGUUGUGAAUAAUGUUGCCGGUAGUACUUCUGGGGACUCUGUGGGGUCUUCGCCUCCAAGGAGAGCCUCUAGACUUGAGAGAAGGGGUUCGGUCAUUUCCACAACGGAAAACCUCUUAGGAUUAUCCGGCUCACCAGUACAACUAAAUAGUAUUACUACUAGCACACAGGAUCAAACAGAAACAACACAGCAGGCCAAAGAUACAGAGCAAGAAAAAACUCACCAACAAAAAGCUAACAAGUCGAUAUCAGCGCCAACUCCAACAACAGAACCUAGUCCAGCACUUCGUGAUAUACCAGUUGUUGAGAGGAACAUAUUUAGCAAGAGAACAAAUGAACCUCAGUUAGUCUCUCCAUUCAUACCAAAGAAACCCUAUGCAUAUCUAGCAAGAAGAAGACAACAACCUCCGGCAGCAUCCCAGCCAGAAAAAAUGAACACCUCCAGUUCCAGCACGGGACCAUCUGCAAGCUUUAAUUCAUCCACGCAUGCAUCUACCUCGGUAUCAGAUAUAAUAGAUCUCACCUCAGAUGAUUAA
This is a messenger RNA of Nakaseomyces glabratus, 2265 nucleotides long. RefSeq names its product SUMO ligase NFI1 (gene NFI1). Gene Ontology annotation, biological process: protein sumoylation. NCBI's taxonomy places the organism in Eukaryota, Fungi, Ascomycota, Saccharomycetes, Saccharomycetales, Saccharomycetaceae. The record is from RefSeq and is a predicted model, not a curated record. Gene Ontology annotation, molecular function: zinc ion binding; SUMO ligase activity. Gene Ontology annotation, cellular component: chromatin.